Molecule: messenger RNA, 2493 nt
Organism: Penicillium argentinense
Lineage: Eukaryota; Fungi; Ascomycota; Eurotiomycetes; Eurotiales; Aspergillaceae
Exons: 1
Coding region: 1-2493 (830 amino acids)
Source: RefSeq, a predicted model, not a curated record
AUGUCUCCAAUUCCUCGUCCCGACGUGGAAAUGGAUAACCAGUCAUCUGACGUGGGCGACAGCCAGGACUCGCCCAUGCGCCGACAGUUCUCCGAGCCUUUCCGGCCGCAAUCUACUUCCACUCAGAUCUCUCAGUCCCCUGAGCCCUUUGCCCAGCGCGUCAAGUGCGAGGGAUGUGGCAAGCUUCUGGAGUUCCCUGAAGAUGAUUCCAUGACUGAAGACGAUUUGAUCAACUCUCACAUUGCUGCUGAACAUCCCCACUCAAAUGGGAUGAGCUACGACGGUGCCGGCGAUGUGAUAGAUGAAGGCGCUGACGAUGUUGUCGAGGACGGCCUUGAUGAGGCCAUGGAUGAAGGUUUGGAAGAAUCCAACCUUGAAGAACUCGAUGAAGAUGCCGAGUACCCUGACGAGGAAGUGACCAAUGGUAUUGCUCAUCCCGAAGAAGGCGAUCUGAAUGAGCAAGAAGAGCCUAUCGAGACGGCUCCUGUCUCAGCCGCCGGCGACCGAAGUGCUCAGAGUAGCAACUCAGAGAAUGAGGCGACAAAGACCUCGGACACAAACAACAAGACUGCCCAAGCCCCGCAAGGCAAGUACGACCUCAUCGAAUUCCUCUCCAAUCCCAAGAGUGCAUAUCCAGAUGCAUACCGCCAGCGUUUGUCGGAGUGGCAAGAGUCGGAGAUGAAAGAACGUCUCCCAAAGAUCUGGACGGUUCACAAUGUCAACUACUUUUCGCCCACCUACGAGCAGGACGGCGCCAAGUUGGACGAUUCCUGGCAGCAGGUCUUCCGGGAUGCUAAGCUGAAGAAGCGCGACCCUCCUGUUCCCACCACUCGUCCUUCUCCUUACAAAAACACCGAUGUUGAGACUGGCAAGUUCCUUGAUAUCAACUCACCCGAUGAGUUGAUUGAGUUGCUCGAAAAACCUGACAAGCUCUCCCACGAAGAGCUUUACGUGGUCACCGAAACCGCAGCUCAUAUGAUGAAGACCUGGCAAGAAGAGUAUCUUGCCCUCGACAAACUCUACACACUCGCUCACCGCCAUAUCCGUGCUCCCAUCCCAAGUGAGGCGAAGAGAGAUUACUCGACUGGUCACAAGAAGCGAAUUGGUAAUCCGCUCGCUCAGGUGCCUGAAAACAACAUCGACCAUGAGGAAAAGAAGGAGGCCAUGCUGUAUGGCUACAAACACACCUACUUCACCACGAACACCCCCACAAUGGUCAGCCGUGCGUUACAGAAUCCGUUCAUCCAAGGAGGAUUUGUUCCCACGCCCGCGCAAGCUCGAAAGAUGGCAGCCAAGGUUCCUCCCGAGGAACGAAACCCGGAUGGCUGGACCCCCGUCGUGAAGCAUGGCGUGGAACACGUUCCCAAGCUUUGGGAACCCCGAAAGGAGCCCAUGACGAAGGUUACCCGCAAACGUAAGGCCGUGGAAGUCGAUCACAAGAGUGAUUCCGAAGAUACGCAUGACAACACACCCGAUGUCGAUGAGGAUGAAGACGAUUCUCACCCUGCAAAGCGCCGCACCCGAGGUCGCGGUGGCCGACGCGCUACAUUCGAAGCCUACCAACCUGAAACACCUGCUCCGUCCUCUCGUGGCCGCGGUCGCGGUCGUGGCCGAGGCCGAGGCCGAGGUGCUGGUGGCCGUACGGCAACUACUACAACCCGACAGUCCCUCGAUGCAUUUCAAACUCAACCUACUCCCACAUACACUCCUACUUCUACUCGCGGCCGAGGCCGCCGAGGUGCCAGCUCAAUUGUAGCAGCACCUACCCCCCAAGCACCAAAAUCCGCUGCAUCAGAAGAAACAACCUCCCUUGCCGCCGCCUCUCCUAUGCCCGAGCAAACGCCUCCAGCACGUUCCACUCCCACAACGAAGAGGGACCCCAAAGACAUUACCGCCGAAGAACUCGAGGAGCAACGCCGGCAAAAAAUCGCCAACUCCAAGAACCCCAAGCGAACCAAGGCUAUGUUGGACCACUGGGAACGGUUCAACCGCGAAGGCCGCAUCCGAAACCCCAAACGAUCCAAGGCUCAAAUCGAACAAGACCGUCAGAAGGAGGACCAAAAGCCCACAGAGGUUCCGCGCUCCGCUGGCCGUCGCCGUCGAUCCCCUUCUACCGCCCAAAUUCCUCCUGGUAACCUUGCCCCGAAAGUUCCGCACGCCAUGGGCCCUAUGCCCGGUAUGCAGAUGCCGAUGGGCCAGGGCCCCAUUCCCGCUGGUCAUCCGGGACCGACUCUUCCUUCUCUGCAGGCGUUACCUCCUCACCCCGGUGCCCACUAUACCCAACAACACCUGCAGUACAAUGCAUCUCCUGUUGGGCUUGGUCAGCCAAUGCCCUCCAAUGCGCAGUAUGCGCCGUUCCCCUGGGUGCCUUAUGGCACCCCCGGACCCUCCGCGCCCCCUGGGCCCUCUGGACCUCCUCCCGGACCUCAUGGUCCGGCCCCGCCACCUGCACACAUGCCUGGGCACCACCCACCCCAGGAUCACCGACGUUGA